Molecule: messenger RNA, 1213 nt
Organism: Paraphaeosphaeria sporulosa
Lineage: Eukaryota; Fungi; Ascomycota; Dothideomycetes; Pleosporales; Didymosphaeriaceae
Exons: 1
Coding region: 316-729 (137 amino acids)
Source: RefSeq, a predicted model, not a curated record
GUUUCUCAUACGCGAAUAUCAAAUGUACACACCGCAAAGAGGGCUCCUUCCACAUUGUUUCAGCUGUCACGGUUUCGCAACGCCGCGCUAGGUUAAGACCGUAUUGGUUUUCAUUCACUUUAGCCAUGUGCAGCGCCUCUUCGAUUGCUACGCUUGGCACGCCCAUUGCUAUAAGCCACUCGAGGCAGUCCUCUCUCACUUAGUACCGACCAAUUGGCCCUUGACGAUGCCAUACCUAUCAUUACCCACGACCAUACUCUACUCAACACUUUGAACAAGCCCUUUCGACGAGACUCAACCAGGCAGCCUGUCAGCAUGCGAGCCUUCACCUUCCUCGCCGUUCUGCUAGGCCACCUCCUCUUCGCUAUCGCCUCCCCGCUGGCGACCGAACCCGCCUCCAUCACUACCGACAUAACUCCCAACAAUGCCGCAAUCGCCGGUGGUGUCUACGCAUGUCAAGGCGACAACUUCACUGGUGAUUGCUUCUGGAACCCGCCCGAGCGCAUGCGAGCGUGCGCCCUUCUCCUGAUCGGAAACCCCAGCAACGGCGUCGGAUACAAACCUCGAUCAAUCGGCCCGGACGAGGGAGGCCACUGCGAUGUGUUCAAGGGACGGGUCUGCAAUGACCAGACGUUCUAUAAGCGUAUCGAUUGGCCUGGCGUGAAGAACGCUACCGAGCUUGAUCCACGUGCCUGGGACGCGAUUCGGUGCUAUGGUGUUUUGGAUUGAGCCUCAUUACAUGGAAAGACUGCGGUGGAGUUUUUGGAGCGUUAAUUCGACCGCGGUCCCCUGUACGAGGUUCCAAAUAAUCUCCCACUAGAGGAAUAACCGACAUGUUGGCGGAUGAAGGGCCUUUGAGUUGCAAUGACGGAUGGGGCGAUAUGUGUCUACAGGAGCAGAUCGAAUGAUCGGACAUUGCUGCUUUUUGCCCCAAAAAUUUCGCUUCUCACAGAGAUAAUGGAGUCUUCCUGAUCUCUUUUUGUUCUCGAAAUCCAACAUGUUCGCUUGAGAGUUCCACGAAAGAUACGGCCGUGCUGGCCUGGAAGACUUCUGCUUUAUACCAUCACCCUUGGCAAAUCCGCAUCCAACACGAGUAUGGCUAAAAUUAAAUGCGGAAAGUAUGUCUAGAGGCAUAACAAGCAUUGCAACUUGUGGGAUUGCUUGAUGUUGUCCAAGUCUAAUCCUUGUAUUGUACGAGAACUUAAAGCACGCC